GGACAGGGAAAACAUUGAACAGGAAAUGUAAAUGCGUGAGAGAAGAGGAAGAUUAAAAAAGAGAGAACCUUUUGCUUUUCUUUUAUGUAACGUGUAGUAUAAUAACCAGUCAUUUUCCAGCAAAUAUCCAUCUGCCGUUUUCUUCAUGGUCUCACCACGUGACUCAAGCUCUCUGGUCCUUCUCUGCCCAUCCCUUCCUGUGCCUAAUCCCUUGAUAAAUUAAUCGAUAAUCUUUCUUUUUUCUUAAGUAAAUUCACAUGGUUAAGCUAAGCAAAGAGCCACAGACAUUGACAAAUCUAAGCAAAUCCAAGUCCCUUCUCUCCCUGCUUAUAGUUUUGUAACAUAUACGGCUCCUGGCCGCUAAAACUGUGUGCCCAGAUUGGAGAGGAAAGAAGCAAGCUUUUGGAGAUAUAUUUUGGAAGAUGGGGUCUUGAGUUUAUCUUCAACUGGCUACAAAGGUACUAUAUCUUUUGUACUGUGCUUAUUCUUUUUGCCUUCAAUCAAAGAAGUUCCAAAAUUGUUAAAUAUAAGCCUGCUUUUACUGGCAAAAUGAGGGACUUUCCUUCUUGUUUUGGCGAGAGUGGAGUUCAAGUAGCUGAUUCAUCUUCGUCAAGCACAACAAAAGCUGCUCAAAAUUUGGUCACUUGUGUCUAUCAAUGUAAAUUGCGUGGUCGUUCUUGUUUAAUUACUGUUACUUGGACCAAGAAUCUCAUGGGCCAAGGUGUCGGGGUUGCAAUUGACGAUUCAAAUAGUCAGUGUCUUUGUAAAGUUGAUAUAAAACCUUGGCUGUUCUCUAAAAGAAAAGGGUGCAAGAAUUUAGAGGUAGAUUCUGACAAGGUAAUUAUAAAUUGGGACUUGUCCAAUGCUAAAUUUGGUUCUGGGCCGGAGCCUUUGGAAGGGUUUUAUUUGGCCAUUACUUUUAAUCUUGAAAUGGUGUUACUUCUCGGGGACAUGAAGAAGGAAGCAUACAAGAAGAUUGAAAGUUCUCCGGUGCAUUCCAAGGCCAUUUUCAUCGCUAGAAGAGAGCAUAUUUUUGGGAAGAAGUUCUAUAGUGCAAAAGCUCAGUUUUCUGACAAGGGCCAGAUGCAUGAUGUUACAAUUGAAUGUGAUACAUUUGAUCUUAAGGAUCCCUGUCUUGUGAUCCGCAUUGAUAGUAAGGUGGUAAUGCAGGUCAAAAGACUGAAAUGGAAGUUCCGGGGCAACUAUACUAUAUUGGUGGAUGAGCUCCCAGUUGAAGUGUUUUGGGAUGUUCAUAAUUGGCUAUUUGGUAAUGCUAUGGGCAAUGCAGUUUUCAUGUUCCAAACUUGCUUAUCAUCGGAGAAAUUAUGGACCAAUCAAUCCAUUUUCGAUCCCUCUGUACUGACCUGGUCAUCCUCGCAGAAACUCAGAGACUGCCAAUUGCAAGGUCUUGGUUUCUCCCUUAUAUUGUAUGCUUGGAAGAAUGAAUAAGUUUUUUCCUCCAUCGAGUCUUAUCAGAUAGGUCCUGCAAUGUAUUUUUUUUUAUUUGAAGAAUGAUGUGAUAUAGAUACAGGUUUUGCAAUUGGAAGUUUACCCAUUCCUUUCUUUUUC
This is a messenger RNA of Populus nigra (black poplar), 1569 nucleotides long. RefSeq lists its product as uncharacterized. Bases 550 to 1449 code for a protein of 299 amino acids. The record is from RefSeq and is a predicted model, not a curated record. Lineage: Eukaryota; Viridiplantae; Streptophyta; Magnoliopsida; Malpighiales; Salicaceae. The transcript has a single exon.